Molecule: messenger RNA, 2205 nt
Organism: Cladocopium goreaui
Lineage: Eukaryota; Dinophyceae; Suessiales; Symbiodiniaceae
Source: the annotation of a GenBank genome assembly
AUGCGCAGAAAACUACCCGUGCCAUGGCGCACUAACCGCAGCAAUGUCUGUCGUUUUCCCGGCACGUACCACGCCACUGCGUACCGACUCUGCCGGACCCUGACGGAGAUCGAGCACCGCGACGACGGCGCCUUCAAGCGCUACCUGCCAGGACCCAAGACGGGUGGCUUCGUGCGUGGCAGCUUCAUCGCAUGGCGUCGCCACGAACGGGUUCGAGACAUCGAAGUUGUGAAGGAUUCCAUCCGAGAGCUCUAUGACUUUGAAGAGGUCGUGGGGGAAGGAGGUUUCGGCAAGGUGUCACGAGCACGGCACCGACGUACCGGGGAGGUGGUGGCCAUUAAGACCAUCUCCAAGUCGAAGCUGGGAGACGAAGAAGCUUUGCAACUCGAGGUGGCCUUCCUAAAGUUGUCGGAUCAUCCCAACACAGUGCGCUAUUACGAGACCUUUGAGGAUGCGACUGACAUCCAUUUGGUCAUGGAGAUGUGCUCGGGUGGUUCUUUGGCGCAGUUGCUCCAAAAUGCGCACGACGACUUUGGGCCUGGUGUGUCAGAAGAUGAGCUGAAACGCAUCAGUUUGCAGAUGCUGCAGGGCAUCGCCUAUUGUCAUGCCCAUUCAGUGGCGCAUCGGGAUAUCAAACCGCAAAAUCUGCUCUUCAGCUGUGGUGCUCCGAAAAAUGGCAGUGCCAUUCCCAUCAGCUGCAGUGGUCAUGGUGAUGCUCCCCUGAAGCUGGUGGAUUUCGGUAUCGCAGGGGUAGUGCGGAAUGAUCGACCCGAGAAACGUUUGCUGACCAAAUGCGCUGGUACCCUUGGGUACAUGGCGCCUGAAGUCUUUGGGAACAAACCCUACGAUGGACGCUCAGCCGACCUCUUCUCCAUCGGUGCAGUAAUGCACCACAUGGUGGUAGGCGUGCCGCCCAGUUGGAAGGCCGCACUGAAUGCCUAUGAGUUCUCAGGGAAGAUGCGAUACAAGCAGUUGUCGGAAGAUUGUCAAUCCCUGCUGGAACACCUGCUACACGAAGCGCCAGAGAUGCGACCAACCGCGGCUGAAGCAUUGCAACAUCCCUGGUUUGAUGCUGAGCACAGCGUGUCAGGAGGUGAGGAUAACAUGGCCUCACUGUUGGAGCGUUGCUUCACCAGGAUGAAUGACUUUUGUCAACGGAGUCCACUGCAAAAGACGAUCAUGUACAGCACCGUGGCUUUUGCUGGGCUUCACAACCAUCACAUGGAGCAGCUGCGUGUGGCGUUUCUCUUUGCGGAUCGCGGAAAUCGGGGAGUUGCGGGUGGCCAAGGCAUCAGUUGCUUCGAAUUCGUGGAGCUGGGACGGAGAUACAGCCGCUUCAAGCCACAAGAGCUCCGGCAAAUCUUCGCUUGCGCCAAUGUCUCGCGGAAUGGGAAGCUCUCCUACUGUGAAUGGCUGGCUGCUUGUGCGCCCGCCAAAUGGUAUGGCGACACAUGCAAUGCAGAGAGAGCCUUCGACACAUUGGACGUGAAACGUAAUGGUUUCGUGGGUGCCUCCGAUCUGUGCCAAUUGCUGCCUCAUGCACUGGACAAGGAAAGUAUCCAGGAAGAGAUCCUGUGUAGCUUCCCCACCGGGGACGGGCGCCUCAGUUUGCAGGUGGAGAUCACCGAGGUGCUGGAGAUGUCUUUGUCACUGGUCAUUGCAUCGGUGCCAGUGGCACUGCCCAUGGUGAUGAAGGUAACCCUAUCCAUUGGAGCCAAGGAGAUGUCCGACGAGGGCGGCAUCGUGACGCAUCUCACAGCGCUGGAAGAGAUCGCCUCGAUGAAGGUCCUGUGCUCCGACAAGACAGGCACUUUGACCACGGCUCAGAUGACGGUGUACUACGACGACACGGCCAAGGCCUACAACGGCUACAGUCGAGAGCAGGUGCUGGAGUUUGCAUCGCUGGCCUCCAACGAAGCCAACAAGGAUGACCCCAUUGACUCCGCGGUCUUGCGGGCCUAUGCCAAGAUGAAAGGUACGAGCAACGUGGAUGAUGCGGUGGACAAGAGGAAGUCAAUCUACUCCCUGGAUAAGGAUGGAUUUAUUGGAUUCAAUCCCAUUGUCAAACGCACCUGUGCUGCUGUCACUGCCAAAGAUGGCACCAAGUGGUUCUGCUCCAAAGGAAUGGUGGAUGUGAUCUUGAAGACCAACCCUGAGGAUGAAGGGAAGCAGUGGACCGUGGAGAAUUAUGAUGCCCCUGGGUGA